CACACCAUUGCACCAUACCACCAUGGAGGGACACGCCAGGGUUUCUAUACUGUUGCUGACCAUCACGAUGGUCGCAGCAAAUGCAUUAGAAGGGAGAAAAAUGAUGCACAUCCCAGAGAAGAUCAUUGGAGGGGUCAUUGACAUAGUUCAGAAUCAUAAGAACAAGCCUACACAGCAGACCACCACUGUCCAGUCCCAGACGCAGCAGCAGAACUUCCAGCAAGGGUACCCUCAGCAGUAUGCACCUUGGAACACUGGCUACCAGAACCAAGGUCAAGGGCAAUACCAGGGUCAAUAUGUGAACUAUGGAUACCCCCAACAAGGCAGUUAUCCCCAAGGAGGAUACGGCAAUCAGGGGUAUCCAUCUAACCAGCAGUUCGGAGCAUCCCAAGUCCAGGGACAGUACCAACAGACUAAUGGAUUCGAUGGUCAGCAGGCCAACCAAUUUCAAAGCCAGGGACAGGCACAGGGUCAAAAUCAGUACCAGAAUCAACAGGCUGGACAGUUUGUCAACCAGAACCAGCAGUUCACCAAUGGAAACUACCAAGGGGCUCAACCAGUGAACCAGCCAGCUAACCAGCAAGUGAAUUAUCAGCCAGCCACUCAACCCUCGGGUGGUUUCGUACAGGCGACCGGGUCAUACGGCGGUCAUCAAUCAUCUAACUUUGGCAGUCAACAGUCAAGUUUUGUAGGACAAACCCAACCCUCUAAUAACUAUGUUGGAAACCAACAGGGUCAGGUACCACAGUCCACUUUUGUUGGCCAAAAUGUCCAGUCAUCCCAUUUCCAAGGACAGGCUGGUUAUCCAGGUGCACCAGGGUUUGCUGGUUCCAAUAAUGGCAGCUUCCAGACGACCAGUGGUGGUCAUCAAACGGGAACUCCUGGACCUACCUGCGUAUGCCAAGCUUGGACUAAACCUCAAAAUGGAGUACUCAAUGACAAUGGUACUCAAAGAAGUGAAGAAAAAGAUGAGAAAGCCGUUUAAAGGAAAUUAACUUAGCAAAUUGUAGUAGGGGUAAUUGUUGCAUUUACUUUUGUAUCAGGCGCUCAAACGGCUUGUUUACGUUAAUAAUGUAACCUAAAGAUAAAUAAUAUCUGUGUUGUCUAUCAUGUAAAUUAUCUCAUAAAUAUGAUUUAAUCUUAUACUUUCUUUGUAUUAACAUAGUGUAAUCUAUGUAUGCAUGUACUUAAU
This is a messenger RNA of Spodoptera frugiperda (fall armyworm), 1192 nucleotides long. RefSeq names its product calcium-binding protein P-like. Lineage: Eukaryota; Metazoa; Arthropoda; Insecta; Lepidoptera; Noctuidae. The transcript is spliced from 2 exons. The record is from RefSeq and is a predicted model, not a curated record. Bases 23 to 985 code for a protein of 320 amino acids.